This is a messenger RNA of Fonsecaea multimorphosa CBS 102226, 924 nucleotides long. RefSeq lists its product as uncharacterized. The transcript has 4 exons. Gene Ontology annotation, molecular function: 2,4-dienoyl-CoA reductase (NADPH) activity. The coding region runs from base 1 to 924 and encodes 307 amino acids. Lineage: Eukaryota; Fungi; Ascomycota; Eurotiomycetes; Chaetothyriales; Herpotrichiellaceae. Gene Ontology annotation, biological process: fatty acid catabolic process. The record is from RefSeq and is a predicted model, not a curated record.
AUGGCAUCCUCAAAAUCCACCUUCAUGAGUGCGAGUUGGAAGAAGGGCAUAUUCGCAAACAAAGUCGUUUUCUGUACCGGCGGGUCUGGCACAAUCUGCUCAGGCCAGGUACGCGCCCUUGUUGCCCUGGGAGCGAACGCUUGCAUCGUCGGCCGAAACCGCAGCAAGGCCGAACAGGUCGCUGCAGAGAUAUCGGCCAUCAGGCCUGGGAGCGUCGUUCUGGGGAUCGGAGACGUCGAUGUACGCGACCCAAACAAAGUAAAUGCGGCGGUCGAAGAAUGCGUCCGACGUCUCGGAGGGAUUGAUUUCGUGAUAGCCGGCGCGGCUGGAAACUUUCUCGCACUCGUGGACGAGUUGUCACUCAACGCGUUCAAAGCAGUAAUCGACAUCGAUCUCAUCGGUUCAUGGAUCACAGUCAAGGCGACGAUACCGCACCUACUCAGGUCGGCGGAAAGGCACAAGAGCGACGAAAAUUCUGGUACCGGUGGCCGUAUCAUCUUCGUUAGCUCGACGAACUACCAUAGCGCCAGAGUCGCUCAAGCACACGUGUGCGCGGCAAAGGCCGGCGUCAAUGCCAUUUCCAAUGUCCUCUCUCUAGAGUACGGGCCGAGAGGCGUGACUUCCAACAUCAUUGCGCCCGGUCCGAUCGACGACACAGAAGGCUUGCGCCGCUUAUCGUCCCCGGAGCGACGACAGCAAGCCAUUCAGAGUGUGCCCCUGCAGCGGUUCGGUCUCAUCAAGGAUAUUGCCGAUGCCACGGUAUUCCUGUUCGGUGACACAGGCAACUUCGUCAACGGAGCGUGCAUUGAUGUUGAUGGAGGGGCGUGGAGAGUUAAUGGAGGAGCGCAGCCCGGUAAUCGGACUUAUCCUGCCUCUGUCCAACCUUCAAAAACACCAAACCACAAGUCAGCGAGCAGACUGUAG